AUGAAGAACGGUGGCCGCCUCGUUCUUGAGGUCGCCCAGCACCUUGGUGAGAACACUGUCCGUUGCAUUGCCAUGGACGGUACUGAGGGUCUGGUGCGUGGCCAGAAGGUCCUGGACACUGGUGCCCCCAUCACUAUCCCUGUCGGUGAUGGUACGCUGGGCCGUAUCUUGAACGUCAUUGGUGAGCCCAUUGACGAGCGUGGUCCCGUUAAGACCGACUCGUACCGCCCUAUUCACCGUGACCCCCCGGCCUUCGUUGAGCAGUCUACAGAUGCUGAAAUUCUCGAGACGGGUAUCAAAGUUGUUGACCUGAUUGCUCCAUACGCCCGUGGUGGUAAGAUUGGUCUUUUCGGUGGUGCCGGUGUCGGUAAGACCGUGUUGAUUCAGGAACUUAUCAACAACAUUGCCAAGGCCCACGGUGGUUUCUCCGUAUUCACUGGUGUCGGUGAGCGUACUCGUGAGGGCAAUGACCUGUACCACGAAAUGAUUGAGACGGGUGUCAUUAACCUUGAAGGUGACUCGAAAGUGUCUCUUGUGUUCGGUCAGAUGAACGAGCCCCCGGGUGCCCGUGCCCGUGUUGCCCUGACGGGCCUGACUGUCGCCGAGUACUUCCGUGACGAGCAGGGUCAGGAUGUGCUUCUCUUCAUUGACAACAUUUUCCGUUUCACCCAGGCCGGUUCGGAGACAUCUGCCCUGCUUGGUCGUAUCCCAUCGGCUGUCGGUUACCAGCCCACCCUCUCGACGGAUAUGGGUUCCAUGCAGGAACGUAUCACGACCACACGUAAGGGCUCGAUUACAUCGGUGCAGGCUGUCUACGUUCCCGCUGACGAUGUGACUGACCCUGCCCCGGCCACCACCUUCGCCCACCUUGAUGCCACGACAGUGCUUGACCGUUCCAUUGCCGAGCUUGGUAUCUACCCAGCUGUCGACCCCCUGAACUCGCAAUCGCGUAUGCUUGACCCUGAUGUUGUCGGUCAGGAGCACUACGAUGUCGCUUCGGGUGUGCAAAAGCUGCUCCAGGACUACAAGUCGCUCCAAGAUAUUAUCGCAAUUUUGGGUAUGGAUGAGCUGUCGGAAGAAGACAAGCUCACUGUUGAGCGUGCCCGUAAGAUGCAGCGUUUCAUGUCGCAGCCUUUCGCUGUUGCUCAGGUCUUCACUGGUAUCGAGGGUCGUCUUGUUGCCCUUAAGGACACUGUUAAGGCGUGCAAGGAAAUUCUCUCGGGCAAGCAUGACCAGCUCCCUGAGGCUGCUUUCUACAUGGUUGGCAACAUUGAAGACGUUCUGGCCAAGGCUGAGGAGAUUAGCAAGCAGUCUAACUAG
This is a messenger RNA of Malassezia globosa CBS 7966, 1320 nucleotides long. RefSeq lists its product as uncharacterized. The transcript has a single exon. NCBI's taxonomy places the organism in Eukaryota, Fungi, Basidiomycota, Malasseziomycetes, Malasseziales, Malasseziaceae. Bases 1 to 1320 code for a protein of 439 amino acids. Gene Ontology annotation, biological process: proton transmembrane transport; proton motive force-driven mitochondrial ATP synthesis. The record is from RefSeq and is a predicted model, not a curated record. Gene Ontology annotation, molecular function: ATP binding; proton-transporting ATP synthase activity, rotational mechanism; ATP hydrolysis activity.